Lynx canadensis (Canada lynx) is the source of this 1793-nucleotide messenger RNA. It is a transcript of the gene ZFP42, whose product is annotated as ZFP42 zinc finger protein. Gene Ontology annotation, molecular function: RNA polymerase II cis-regulatory region sequence-specific DNA binding; DNA-binding transcription factor activity, RNA polymerase II-specific. Bases 259 to 1170 code for a protein of 303 amino acids. NCBI's taxonomy places the organism in Eukaryota, Metazoa, Chordata, Mammalia, Carnivora, Felidae. The record is from RefSeq and is a predicted model, not a curated record. Gene Ontology annotation, cellular component: PcG protein complex; transcription regulator complex. Gene Ontology annotation, biological process: regulation of transcription by RNA polymerase II. The transcript has 3 exons.
AGGGAAGAUUUCAGCUGCUGUUGGGGGGCGCCAGUAACAGUUUCUUCUUGGUCUUUCUUUUGGAAGGAAAUAUCAGAGUGCAUGGACAAAUGUUCUAAGCCCUGGGACAUAGGAAUAAAGCAGAAGAGGACCUUGCCCUCAUAGACCUUACAGUCUAAUAGCAGGUGUUUGCUGAAGGCAGUUUACUCAGAUCACUAUCACCUGGAAGUGGUUGAUAUAUCCUGGUACAAACCUUCAAGGAAGAAGCAACACGACAAUAUGGACCAGCAACUGAAGAAAAAGGUAAAGACUUGUGGCUGGAAAGGCUUGGGUAGAAGAGCCUUCAGUGGGGAUAAACCAAAGCCAUCCAAGCCACGGCCAGCCCAACAAGAACCUUUUGACAUGCCAUGGGCCUUAGAAGAUGAAGGUGUAUUCUUUGAAAGUAGCCACCUAGUUGUUGGAGAAGAUUCCUUCUCUGAUUGUUACAUAGAAUGCAUAAUAAGAGGUGAGUUUUCUGAACCCAUCCUGGAAGAAGACUCACCGAAGUCCCUUAACUACCAGGAAGAAGAAUCAGAACAAGAGCUUUCUCAACAGGUUCUUACUGCAAGCUCGCUUCUGGGGAAAUCCUUGAAAUGUGUGCAAAAAGGGGCAAAACAAGAACUUUCUCAGCAGACUGGAGAGAAUUCACAGCUUGAAUAUUCAGAGUAUGAGACAGGCAAGAAGCUUUCUCCUGGAGGAAUACCCAGCACUGAUGUAUCAGAUCCUAAACAGUUUGCAGAAUUUGCUAGAAAGAAGCCCACAAAAAAUAAGGAUUAUGAUGCUCCAGAAAGAAUUGUUUGUCCUCACAGUGGAUGCACAAAAAAGUUAAAGAAUAGAGCUUCCCUGAGAAGGCAUCUCCUCGUUCAUGCUCCCCGAGAUCAUGUAUGUGCAGAAUGUGGGAAAGCAUUCAAUGAGAGUGCAAAACUAAAAAGACAUUUUCUGGUUCAUACUGGAGAGAGGCCAUUUCGGUGUACUUUUGAAGGGUGCGGAAAACGUUUUUCCCUGGACUAUAAUUUGCGUACCCACGUACGUAUCCAUACUGGGGAGAAACGUUUUGUGUGUCCCUUUGAAAGCUGUCAUAAGAGGUUUGUCCAGUCAAAUAACCUGAAAGUUCAUAUGUUAACUCAUGCAAAGACCAACAAAAAUCCGUGAAAGAGAAGAUAGAAAAUAAUCCUUAAACAAGAUGAGCAUAUUAACAAAAUAGUGAUUUGGGGACAUAUGUACCUUAUUACUAUCUCCCAAAAAGAACUUUUUCAAGCAAUUACAACCCUACAUGGUAUAUAUUUUUUUAAUGUUACUACAAUGCUCCUAAAACUUAUGGUAUCAUUUUAGAACACUUUUAGAACAUUUUAGAGCAGUUGCUAAAUGCUCAAUUUCCAACAGUAUAUUUCUAAUGGGAAGGCCAGUAAUUAAUUUACUUCAAAAGCAUAAUCCUUAAUACAUUAUGAAUUGGAUUGCUAGAUUUUCACAGGCUAUAAGUACGAAAUUAACUUUUUAAAGUGUGUAGUUGCGAAUUGUUUAGCUUUUGCCUUUUAGGAAUAAACUUCAUGCUACGUGUGAUAAUCAUAGAGAAUGAAAAUUUUGCUGUAGAUUGUCAAUAAGUAAAUGAGUAGUUAAACAUUUUUAAAAGAUAAAUAUUUUUUAAUCCUAUUUUAUCAUUGUAUGAAACUAUACUGAAAUCAUGUAGUUAGAUUUGAAUAGUUAUUUGGUAGUAUCAAUUCAUUUGAGUCCAUUUUAGGUAUUUUAAAAGGAAAUAAAACUCCAGAGAUGCUAAA